Messenger RNA from Gallus gallus (chicken), 2247 nucleotides. Its product is annotated as collagen alpha-1(I) chain-like. The record is from RefSeq and is a predicted model, not a curated record. The coding region runs from base 404 to 1438 and encodes 344 amino acids. NCBI's taxonomy places the organism in Eukaryota, Metazoa, Chordata, Aves, Galliformes, Phasianidae. The transcript is spliced from 9 exons.
CAGGUCUGUGAGAAGGUCAGCUUCCCCGUGUUUGUAUUUCAGCCAUCAUCCUCCAUACUGGAGAGGCUUUAUCCGCUUGGCUUGCUUAAUUGCAGCACGUUUGACACGCAUGGAUAACCUGUGCAAUAGCGUCCUUGAUCCAGACCCCAUUUCCAUAUUGCAUCUCUUCCCCAAUGGCCUGAGGUGUCAUGGGUGCACCGAGCUGGAAAUAAUUCCCUCCUGGGGCUGUUGAAGCCCUAGAAAUGUUUGCCAAGUGAAGCUGUGGAUGCUCCAUCCCUGGAGGUGUUCAAGGCCAGGCUGGGUGGGGCUCUGGGCAGCAUGACCCCGUGGGUGGCAUCCCUGCCCACGGCAGUGGGGUUGGGGUUCUAAGCUCUUUGCUGUCCCUUCCACCCCAAGCCGCUCUAUGAUUCUGCGUUUCUAUGACGUAAGCACGGGCCCCACGCAGCCCUGGUGCAGCACAUCACAAGAGCAGCAGCCCGCGGGGAGCCGCCACCCGGAAUCUCGGAGCCGUGAGGUCACAAUGCCCCGUCCAAUGGCUGUGCGGUGCUGUGCCGUGAGCUCACAAGGCCUGGCUGCGACGCUGUCCUGUGCCGCAGGCUUUGCUCUGUGCGACGCUCACUGUGGCUGCAGCGGUGGUGUUGGAAGCAUGGUGCGAGUGUGGGGAGCCAUGGCCCCUGCCCGCUUUGUCCUCUUCCUCCUACUGAUGGCCAUGUGUUUCCGGGAGACCUGUGCUGCUCCGUGGCGAGCACCGGGAGCAGGAGAUGAACUUGGUGCUCCCUUUCCGGAUGAUCGUUUGGAUCCGGAUUUUGUGCCUGUGCCUCUGGGACAACCCAGAGGCCCUGCUGGUGAAUCAGCAGAACAGAAUCCUGCCUCUGAGCCUGAAGGGGAUGCUGGAGAUGUGACUGGAGGAGGUGAUCCAGGUUCCGCUCUGAGCUCUGGGACUGAAACUCCGGCAGAUCGCAUGGGAGUGCCCCCAGGGAGGGCUUUGCCCGGUCAUGUGUUUCCUCCUGCGCUGGAGCCCAGCUGGAAUCCCAGCGGUCCGGAAAAAGGAAAGGAUGAACCCAAAAGAGGAGAAUACUCCCAGGGCUCAUCCCGUCUCCUCAAGGAACUGGUGAAGGAAAUGGAGAAGGCAGCGCGUGGAACUGACCAACAAAGUGAGCAGGAUGCACUGCAGGAAGGCAGCCAUCCCACACUGCCAGUCUCGGGCAAAGGAACGCAGGCAGCGCCAACAACUGUCAUGCCAGGGAUGAAUGCCGGGACGAGCACAAAGGCUGCUGUUGGCAGAUCUGCGCGAAAGGCGCCACAUCGCAGCGAUGGUACUGUUCUCAGCUGUGCUGCUGUCUGCGCUGGUGCUGGCCUGUGGUGCUGUGAUAUGGAUGUGCCAAAAAUACGUAGUGUGCAAGAGAGAAGAGAGAGCAGCAGAGCAGGCUCAUCCUGAUACCAACUAGGAGAGAGUUCCAACUGGAGACGAGGGCAGAACGGAGCUGGGAGAGGCAGCCGAAGAGACUCUUGCCCCAUCAAAGAAGAAUCUCAGCCAUCGUCCCAGUGCAUUCCAUUCUGCCAUCCAAGAGGCCAAAGGUCUUCAAAGUCAUCUGGAAGACUUGGAGCUUGAACUCAAAGCCGUGAAAGAGGUCCACGGGAACAGUCCUGAGUGCUGCUUUCUGUCAGGGGACGGCCCUGAAAGUGAGAGCGGAGAACCAGCAGCAGAGCUUUUGUCCUUCACCCUGCAUUCUCUGGGACAAGCAUCAGCAACAUUUCAAAGAUUCUUAGCUCGGCAUAGCUACAAUCCUGUUGAGGGUCCUAAUGAGGAGCCAGAAAGCGAGCUUCCUCUGACCGCUGGACAACACCUUAACGUCUUUGGAGCUGUGGAUGAGAAUGUCUGGUUUCAGGGAGAGCUGACAGAUGGCACAAGAGGACUGGUCCCAUCCAGUUUGGUUGCGGAGGUUUCAGAUGAUGAACUGGAUACAACGAUGCCUCCGGAGCUCUGUGCUCUCCUGCUGGAUACUUGAUGAAUAAGUGGAUGCAGAGAUUCCAUCAUGCAGCAACAUCCUGUCAAAAUUCCUGCGUUACUCCAUCUGCAAGACUACCCCCUGCUCCACUUGAUGUUCAGGUGGAGUGUGUGCAGGACGUGGAUGAGCUCCUUUGGGAACACUCUGAGGUGACUGACAGUGUAACUGCAUAGUCUUGUGGUAUAUUAAACAAACAAACAAACAAACACCACCCACAAUAAAACAACCAACCAACCAA